AUGGAUCAGAAAAGAGCAAAGAAGCAGACUCUUGACACCAUGCCAGAAGACCUGCGCAUGGUCAUUGUUUCUAAGGUGGGGGCUAGCUCUGCAUUGGACUACUUCAAUGCGAUCGUCGCGUCCAAAAGCCUCUACUUUCGUUUUGACAAUCGCUUUAUUGCUAAGGUUCUCAACCUCUCGCCAUUGGUCAAGAAACCAGCCCUAGCAAAGAGACACAGAUCGUUGAUGGACAGCUGCUUCAGCGCCAAUAACAUUGAUGCUAACUUUGUGACAGGUGUGCUCCAGUACUUCGACUCUCGAAAUCAAUUCUUGGGUAUGCAUCACCUCCGCACAGCAUCAAAGGCUGGUCACCUCCAAGGAAGGUACGUUUAUGGAGUUCUCCUCAUGGCCAUCGGCCAAACUGAGAAAGGAGUAAGAAUCAUCAACAAAUUGACCGAUGAGAAGGGUAUUAAAGCAGUGGAAAACUGCAUCAAAGAAUUCCUGCUCUCUCUGGACCGCCUGGACCGCAACGUGAAGGAUAUCUACGUAACAUCCUUUACCAAGAUGAAGCCAGAUCAUCAGUGCCAUCCUCCAGAGAUCAACACAGCAUGCUCAGAAUGUUACCACUUCUUUUUGAUGACCGAGUUCUUUGAGAUGAUGAUAGGUCUCAACUCUCCAGAUCUCUGUGAUCCUUCAUCUCAACAAGGUUCUAAGGACGUUUCCAUUACUAUGGAAUCCGAGCCGGAGAUCAAACAAAGCGACGAUACAUCAGAUGGAGACAGUUCGGACGCAUAA
Molecule: messenger RNA, 774 nt
Organism: Brassica napus (rape)
Lineage: Eukaryota; Viridiplantae; Streptophyta; Magnoliopsida; Brassicales; Brassicaceae
Product: F-box protein At2g35280-like
Exons: 2
Coding region: 1-774 (257 amino acids)
Source: RefSeq, a predicted model, not a curated record